Molecule: messenger RNA, 3760 nt
Organism: Archocentrus centrarchus (flier cichlid)
Lineage: Eukaryota; Metazoa; Chordata; Actinopteri; Cichliformes; Cichlidae
Product: integrin alpha-M-like
Exons: 30
Coding region: 25-3450 (1141 amino acids)
Biological process (GO): integrin-mediated signaling pathway; cell-cell adhesion; cell-matrix adhesion
Cellular component (GO): external side of plasma membrane; integrin complex
Molecular function (GO): integrin binding
Source: RefSeq, a predicted model, not a curated record
UUUAUUUUUCAUGAGAGCAGCACAAUGGACUGGAUAAUUUGUGCAACGCUAUUCUUGUCAGCACUAAAUGCUGCACUUUGUUUCAAUAUUGAUCCUGUGGCCUGGAAGACUCUGAGGAGCUCUGCUGCUGGUUUUGGCUACCAGGUGGUGCAAAGACAGUCAGAUGUGCUCGUCAGUGCCCCGCUUGAACAGUAUUCAGAAAAUGGAAGAGGAAAAGUAUAUAACUGCUCCGCCACUACCCAGAACUGCCAAAAUAUACAAUUUGAAGCACCAGGUUUUGCAGUCAACAUGUCCCUUGGUUUGACAAUAAAAAGUGAUCCCACAACACAAAACGCAGUGGUGUGUGGUCCAACCAUUCCAAAGGACUGCAAAAGUAUCACCAUGUACAAUGGUGUGUGCUUUCAUAUGGACCGUUCUAACUCAUAUGGACAACCCAUACCCUCUUCUCUUCAAGAGUGCCCGCUGCAAUCAGACAUUGCCUUUCUGUUGGAUGGUUCAGGCAGCAUACAUGGUACUGAUUUUCGAACAAUGAAGAAGUUUCUGAAAGAUAUAAUCCAGUCAUUUUUCUCAAGUGAUGCACAGUUUUCUGUUUCCCAGUUCUCAGGGGCACCACAGGUUCAUUUUUAUUUGAAGAAAUUUUCCUCAUCUGUAUCAGUGGAGAAUGAUAUCAGUGAAAUACGUCAACAGGGUGGAUCUACUCACACAGCUAAGGCCAUCAGAUAUGUUGUGAAAAACGUGUUCACACAACAAAGUGGUUCUAGACCAAAUGUGAAGAAGGUCUUGAUAGUAAUUACAGAUGGAGAAUCUAAUGACAGGAAUGAUCUGAGAGGUGCAGCACAGCUAGCAGAGAAUGAAAACAUUGUUCGAUUUGCUAUUGGGGUGGGGAAUGCCUUUAACAAACCUGCAGCAAAGGAAGAACUGGACACCAUUGCAUCGUCUCCCUCAGACAAACACGUGUUUCGAGUGGAGAACUUCAACGCACUUGAAAUAAUAAGACAGAAUCUGCAGGACAAAAUUUUCUCAAUUGAAGGAUCUAAAAACAGUGGAGAUUCACUGAAAAUGGAAAUGUCUCAAGAGGGAUUCAGUGCAGCUUUUGUGCCUGAGGGAAUUCAGAUGUCUAAUGUUGGUGCAAACCAGUGGAAGGGAGGCUACAUGCAGUACACAACAGAGGGCCAGAAGGUGAAAACAUAUGAGGAUGUGUCUUUGGAGCCUGACAGUUAUCUUGGUUACUCCAUGGCAAUUGCUAAAACCCAAAGUGGCUCUCUGACAAUUGUUGGUGCUCCAAGAUAUAAACACAGAGGAGUUGUGAUCGCUGUUGACAGAGAAAGCUUGAAAAACCAAAAGAUUGAACCCUUUUCAUCCCAAUAUCAGACUGGUGAAUAUUUUGGGGCAGAGGUGUGUGCCAUGGAUAUAAAUAAUGAUGACAUCACUGAUCUAAUCUUCAUAUCUGCCCCAAUGCACACGGAACCUAAUGGAGAGGGAAGAGUUUAUGUUUGCAGACUAACUGGUUUGUUUGUCGAGUGUAAUUUUGAUGAUCCGUUAAUACUCAGAGGACAUGCAGCUGUCAAAGGAAGGUUCGGCUCUUCUCUUGCUGUGCUGCCUGAUCUAAACUCAGAUGGAUUCAGGGAUUUGGCAGUUGGAGCACCUUUGGAGAAUGAUGGUGAAGGCAGCAUCUACAUAUUCAACAGUGAAGGAAGAAGAAUCAGCCACACUUACUCACAAAGAAUUACUGGCUCUGAGGUUCAGUCGGGACUGAAGUUCUUUGGCCUAUCAAUCAGUCAGUCAUCUUUUGACCAGAGUGGUGAUAAACUGCCCGACUUAGCGGUGGGGUCAAAGGGUGGGGUUGUCUUAUUGAGAUCAAGGCCCAUAGUAAUGGUGAAAGCUGAGGUGUCAUUCAGCCCAAACCAAAUUCCUACUCAGAAUGUAGACUGUUCAAAACCACUGGAAAACACAGCUACAAUCUGCUUUACCAUGAGCAGAGUGUCUACAGUCAACACAGCUCAAGCAAGGAUUAAUUAUACUUUAACACUGGAUGCCACUCGCAAACCUCCAAAAAACCGAGCUUACAUCAGUGGGAAACAACGAGAGCAGUCUGGAUCAGUAACUGUUGACUUAACUAGCAAACAGUGUUCAACUGUAAAAUUCCUUAUUGAGGCCUGUCCCGAAGAUGCUCUCAGUGCACUUUCCAAUGAGCUACAAUUCAUGUUUGAUGGUUUGCCCUCAAACAAUCUUAGACCAAGUCUUGCUGAGCAGGCUCAAACAACAACCAUUUAUCCCUUAGGGUUUGAGAUCAACUGUGGCACCGACAACAAAUGUGUUGAUAAACUAAAAGUGGAUUUCAACUUCACCAGAUCCUCAGAGGUUAAAGUGGGCAUUGAUGAGCUUUUGGAAGUCACAGUCACAGUGGAGAAUAGCGGGGAAAACUCAUACAACAGUCGUGUUAUUCUCACGUACCCAGCUGGACUCUCCUACAGGAAGUUCACCAUUCAGCAGGGAAGAAUUGAGUGCAGCUCAUUAGACAGUGAAGAUGGUUUAUCACGAGGAAGCACAGACUGCACUAUUGACAAGCCAAUUUUCAAGAGCAAAGCUCAGGCUUCCUUCAUUGUCUCCUAUGAUAUUGAAACCAACAGUCAACUUGAGAGAAAGAUUUUUGUCACUGCAAAUGCCACGAGUGGAAAUCAGGAGAAUAUCACUAUAAGUGAAAUCUACAAAAAGAAAUGGAUUGAUGUGAAGUACAGCAUUUUUAUGACAUUUGAAAACUCCCUCAGCUACAACAAUUUCACUUUUGGGAUGAAUAAUUUGCAGAAACCAUUCAAACAAUCUAUCCAGGUAACAAAUGAUAUCAGAGCGCUUAAUUUCACUGUGGUGAUCAGGGUUCCAGUGAAGCUUGGUGAAAAAGACAUUUGGGUGGAUUUGAGCAGUCUGCAGAUUGCAGACUGUCAGAGAGGAAAUGAUGAAGAACCAGGUGUCAGAGAUUUUCUUCCAAAGAUACAAGAGGAUAAAGUUGUGGACUGCUCUGUAGCCAGGUGCGGAGUGUUCAAGUGCAACACAUUCAUGGGAAUACAGGAGAGCAGGAUGUACAAAAUAUCUGCCAACCUCAGUUCAGCAUGGAUAGAGCAGAUUGGACUUCAAUCUGCCAAAUUCCUCUUGACCAGCACAGCCAGUCUGGAGUACGACAAAAACCAGUACAUCUACUUUUCAACAGGGUCCAACAACAAUCCUCCAGUUCGCAAGAUUGAGGCAGAGGUAGAAGUGUAUUCUGAGCCAGAGUUCACCAAAGAGAUCAUUGGAGGAUACCUGGGAGGGUUGGCUUUACUGGCUUUACUCACUGCUGGCCUGUAUAAGGCUGGAUUUUUCAAGAGUAAAUACAGUGAAAUGUUACAAGAAAAUGCAGAAGGUGGUCCAAGUCCAGAGAGUGAUGCAUUUGCACCCCCAGCAGAACAACAAUGAUCACAUUUGUAGACGUGUAAUUAAUGUGUGUGAAAGAUAUAGACCAUCCUGAUAUCUUUAGGAAUGAACAUGGCACAUUGAAAUGUCAAUGCUACCACAUUUGAUUCAUUAAACAAAAAACAACUUGCUGUGUCGUGAAUCACUCCCUCAUUCACGAUUGACUGUUAUCUACAACCAGAGCCGGUCUCAGCCUUGAAGUGGCCCUAAGCAAAAUUUGAAUUGGGGCCCCCUUCGUACCACUUCAUUGUCCCCUGAACCUAACCAUUACAGUAAUCCCUCGCUACUUUGCGGUUCAUUUUUCGCGGACUCG